Messenger RNA from Rhincodon typus (whale shark), 6105 nucleotides. It is a transcript of the gene klhl15, whose product is annotated as kelch-like family member 15. The coding region runs from base 870 to 2684 and encodes 604 amino acids. The record is from RefSeq and is a predicted model, not a curated record. Gene Ontology annotation, cellular component: Cul3-RING ubiquitin ligase complex; nucleus. The transcript has 5 exons. NCBI's taxonomy places the organism in Eukaryota, Metazoa, Chordata, Chondrichthyes, Orectolobiformes, Rhincodontidae. Gene Ontology annotation, molecular function: protein binding. Gene Ontology annotation, biological process: nuclear protein quality control by the ubiquitin-proteasome system; protein ubiquitination.
UGUGAAGCCUCCUUUAGGCAGGAGCACAAGACGGUUGGGUUUGAGGACUUCUUCACAGGUUCCAUCAAUGUUACUCCACGCUCAUCCAGCAGAAGGCCCACUUGCAGCAGGGGAGGAUAGAUAGAGCAAAGCGAGAGCUUCCUGGAUGAUAAGAGAGAAAGUAAGUUGAAGCAGAAAAAGUCCAUGACAGAUACAACAAGUGAGAAGAACCAGGCUCAAUAUAAAAAGUUUACCGGGGAAGUGAAAAAUAAAUGAGAAACCAACAGCAAGUGAGAAAAGAUUGGCAGAUUGAGAGAGCCAGCAAGAAAACCAGCUUUAAAAUAUAGCAGCCAGGAACAGUCCUGGCAUUUGUAAAAAGAUCAAUGGGAGCUUCACUUUGAAUGUGGCAGCAUUUGGAAACAAAGACCAACAAGUAUUGGACUGAGGAUAGUGGCGGACAGUAGCUGAAAAUGUGUUUUUAUUGUCAGAAACACCUUGCUCCUCCUUGCCUCCCCAGAAUAGCUGUUUCAAAGCACCUGCAUGCUGACAUUGGUUGCUGUGAAUUGCCUUCACUUUAUGGGUUUCCCAGGUCCUAAAUUAACUGGCUGGCAACUGUAAAAUUCAAAUAGCUACUGUCUUCACCUAUGCAGUAAUCUGGCGGAGUCAAUCAUCCACUCGUAGAACAUGUUUGACUUUUGGAAUUCUCAUGUCAUUGAAUUAACUGGAUUAAAAUAAAGUCGGCUGUGUAACUAAAGCAUGAAAACAUCCCCCAGAUAAGUAUCUAGGUGUUGAAGAUGGAAACCUAUCCCAAGGAGUGCACAAAGCCCAUUGCCGCGGGAAAAGCGGCAAUUACUGCUUCAUUAAAUAGCUCCAAAUAAGAAAGGGUAUUAAUGGCAGGAAACGUGGAUGUGUACAACUCUUCUGUUCAUGACUCCUGUGUUUCUUCAGGGUUUAAAACCCUGUAUGAAGAAGGAUUGUUAUUCGAUGUCACGCUAGUAAUUGAGGAUCACCAAUUCCAGGCUCACAAGGCACUAUUGGCUACACAGAGUGACUACUUUCGAAUAAUGUUCACAGCUGACAUGAGGGAGCGAGACCAGAACAAGAUUCAUCUUAAGGGACUGACUCCAACAGGUUUUAGUCAUGUGCUUCAAUUUAUGUAUUAUGGCUCCAUUGAACUGAACAUGAGCACUGUCCAUGAGAUCCUGCAGGCAGCCAUGUAUGUCCAGUUGACUGAAGUGGUGAAAUUCUGCUGUUCUUUCCUAUUAUCAAAAAUCUGCUUGGAUAACUGUGCAGAAAUCAUGCGACUCUUGGAUGAUUUCAGUGUUAAUAUAGAUGGUAUCCAAGAACAGCUGGACAAGUUCCUCCUUGAGAAUUUCGUGCCACUCAUGUCCCGAGCUGACUUUCUAUCCUACUUGAGUGUUGAAAAGCUUUUGUCAUGUUUGGAAAAUGACCAAUUAAGCCGAUUUCCAGAGAUUGAGCUUUUUGAGGCUGCGCAGGCCUGGCUGCGACAUGACAGAAGUCGUUGGAGGCACACAGAUGCCAUUGUUCAGAAUGUCAGGUUUUGUCUGAUGAAUACGACAAACGUUUUGGAAAAGGUGAAACCAUCUGAAUUCUAUCGCUACUCGCGACAGCUGCGUUUUGAGGUUGAGCAGGCUUUAAGUUAUUUUCAGAAUAUUAAUCAACAGCCUCUUCUGGAGAUGAGAUCCAACCGCAUUCGCUCUGGCAAGGCACAGACUGCAGUUUUCCGAGGAAUGAUUGGACACAGCAUGGUGAAUAGCAAGAUUCUUCUGCUGCACAGGCCAAGAGUCUGGUGGGAAUUGGAAGGUCCACAAGUACCAUUGCGACCUGAUUGCCUUGCAGUAGUGAACAAUUUUGUGUUUCUGUUAGGAGGGGAAGAGUUGGGCCCUGAUGGUGAAUUUCAUGCCUCUUCGAAAGUUUUCAGGUAUGAUCCUCGACAAAAUUCAUGGUUGAGAAUGUCUGACAUGUCUGUUCCCCGAUCUGAGUUUGCUGUUGGUAUCAUUGGAAAAUAUAUCUAUGCUGUGGCAGGGAGAACGAGAGAUGAAACGUUUUACUCUACAGAACGUUACGACAUUACACAAAACAAAUGGGAAUUUAUUGAUCCAUAUCCAGUUAAUAAAUAUGGACAUGAAGGAACAGUUCUCAACAAUAAGCUGUACAUAACUGGAGGUAUAAUGUCCUCUUCAACCUCCAAACAGGUAUGUGUAUUUGAUCCCAGCAAAGAAGGGACUGUAGAACAGCGGACAAGGAGAACGCAAGUUGUUACAACAUGUUGGGAGAACAAAGCCAAAAUGAAUUAUGCACGCUGCUUUCAUAAAAUGAUUGCCCACAAUGGGAAACUCUAUGUAUUUGGUGGUGUGUGUGUAAUUUUACGGGCAUCUUUUGAGUCUCAAGGCUGUCCGUCUACAGAAGUUUAUAAUCCUGAUACUGAUCAAUGGACUAUCCUAGCAUCAAUGCCCAUUGGUAGAAGUGGACACGGGGUGGCAGUUGUUGAAAAGCAGAUAAUAGUCCUUGGUGGCCUUUGUUACAAUGGUCAGUACAGUGACUCCAUACUCACCUUUGAUCCAGAAGAAAAUAAAUGGAAAGAAGAUGAAUAUCCAAGGAUGCCUUGUAAGCUGGACGGCUUACAAGUUUGCAGCCUUUACUUUCCUGACUUCAUAUUGGAGCAUGUUCGGAGAUGUACAUAAGCCAAGGCAGUGGUUACAUUACACUAAUCAACUGGAUGGGAGUGUAGAUCUUUAAUGGAUUUGGGUGAGAGCAAGUUGUGCAGUAUUGAAAAGUAUUCCCAUUGAAAUACUGGAUGCCCAAAGAAGAAGCUGUGUAUGUCUUUCCUGUGCAUUUCAGAGGUUUGUUUUUUUGUUUAAUUUGAAUUAGUUGUAGUCUUUGCUAAAAUCUGUAAAAGAUUUUACAUUUUGUUUCUACCAAUUAACUUUAGAAACCUGAGUUGUUAAUGGUGAAGUUUGUGUUUGUAACUGUACUUGACAAUUUGACCCUUUAAUACCCUUACAACUGAGCCUGGCAUUCUCUAUAUUUGGUACAAUUUCUGUAGAGCUUACCUGAAUUUUUGUCAAUUUUUAUAAUUUUUUUAGUAUUUUCCUUUUAGGUUUCUCUCUUGUUUAUAAUUUUAUCAACAACUUUAGCAUGCCACUGAAAUCUUAUUUCACCUGAACUUCUAAUCAAAUUUCCCUGAUUUCUCUUUCAUGGUCCGAUCAUUUGUGCUCAGAAUUAUGCAUCCAUUGAGGAACAAAUUCUUUAGGUCGGUUACAUUAUGAAAAUAUCCCAGUGUGCAGUUAAAGUUUAAUGCAGGAGGCAGCAGACAUCACACAAGAUAGGAAAACUAUUUCUGAUAGGAUCAGUGGGAGUCAAGGAUGGUGAUGGGGAAAAGGAUACAGUCUGGAAGCUAGAACAAUUUUAUAGUGAAUUAGAUGAUUAUUUUGGCGAAAUCAAACCUCUUGAAGGAAUUAUUGAGUUCCUCCUGUAUAUAAACCUGUGCUUAACAAAUUUAUGUUCACUUUUCAUUGGCUUUAAUAUGAAUACAGUCUUUUGUUUUUUAACUUUUAUUUGUAAAGUAGAAGUUAUAUUUUUAGAGUUCUAGAGGACAACCCUGGAAACCAAGACUCCAGAGUGAAUUGUAUCUUGCAAAUAGCUUAAACCAUACAAGUUAAUUUAAAAAAAGGAUUGCUGGGAAAUCCUUCAUUAAGUCACUGCAAUGUCUUUUGUAUGUUAAACUUCUUCACCUUUAUGUGAAUGUGGGAUUUGAGAUGAUUGAAUAAGUUUUCAGUAGAAUUACAGGAUUUAGGUAAACCAGUCUCUCAUUGAUUUGAGUUGAAACUGUCUGGGUGGUGAAAUACACUGGAAAGGCUUCUCUUUUAAAAAGAAAAAAAGUUCUGUUCUAAGAACAAAGCAUUUUUCAAAAUGCAUGUAAAUGUACAUUUUCGUACCAUCUCCAUGCCAUCACUUAUUCUGGAAUGAACAGUAGACUCUAGUUGCAGCUUUUCCUGGACUGAAUAAUUUAUCUUGCACAUUUGCAACACUUUUUUUUUUGUGACCUGCAAAGUUUGUUUAAACACAUUGGACACCUACCAUUUUAACCAUUUGGAAACCAAAAAAAAUUUCAUGAAUUUGAUUGUAAAAAAACUAGAUUUAUCAAACAAAAAUGUAAACGAAUCAGGAAGUGUAAAAACUGUUGACAUGUAAAUACUGAAUCUUAUAUUUCUCUGGACAAAGUGGAUGCAUCAAGCUUCUAAAUGAAGUGUAUUUAGUUAACUAAAGUCUUGAAAAUUUGUGUUACAGAAAUUAAAAUAUUAAAAAUGAUUUAUCACCAACAUAUGCCAUUGUUGUAGCAGUCUGAAUUUAAAGCUUCUCAAUUAAAAGAUGACAUUUGAAAAUCAACUUAUAUUCAUCAAUUCUUUGGAGGUGACAGCUGUCAUUAACCUAUCCUCAACACUUCACCAUGUAUGUAUUUCAUGCAAGUCGGAUACACCUUUUCCCAAAAAAAACCACCUUGCUUGUUUUAGAAAUUGUCGCCAAUACAGGACCAUCUACUAGGCUGCACGGUGUACGAAUUAUCCCCGUUUUUAAAAAAAAAAAAAAUUCAAUUCUCUCUACUGAAUAGUCUCCUUUUUAUUCCAAGCCUUAAGAUGAGGGUAAUUUAUUAUAAAGAUUUGAGGUAAGUAUAUAUCUGUAGGAUAAGGGAGUGGGGGGAGAGAAAUUGAAUCAAUUCAUGAAAAUCAAUUGUAAGUAAGACCUUGUGUUGCACAGAAGCAUAUGUAGCUAACAUUUAUGUGCCUGGAGACUUGAUGGGAUUGAUAGGGACUUGAUAGUUUAGUGGGAUGGCAUAAUUUGUGUAUAAGCCCUGUUCUGGGUUUUAACAAAUUACCCAAAUUUUAAAGACUUUGCAUUAAUCACCCAAAGGUAUUUAGUUAUUUAAUUUCAAUGGAAUUUUGGUAAUAAGAAACAGGGCAUUCAGACUGUAGUCCCAGAGUUUUAAGUGCCUGCAUUCACAAACUAAAUGUAAGGUUAAGAUUAGUCACCAAGAAUUCUUUUCAGUAAAUCAUUUUGUUUUAUUGUAAUCAAAAUUGUGGCGCUGAAAAGCACAACAAACCUAAACUUCUGUAAUUCAUUGUCAAUGUUUUGAAUAAAAGGGAGGUUUUUCUACAUUUGAAACAGACUAUGUAAGUCAUAAACAUUGGUCGGUUCUUGGACUGUUUCACAAAUGCAGCCAAUGAAGUUAAAAUAGAACAAAGUAUUGCUGUAACAAUUUCUUUGAGUUUAUCCUCCAACCUGAAACCUAUUCAUUUAGUCAUGGGCCAGCUUGUUGGUGCUGAGAGCCACUUUUACCAGCAGGAGUGGGCAAGAAAGAGCGCUUUUAAUCUAAGACAGACCCAAGUUAAAAUGCAUUUACAUGUUAAAUAUUUGACUGAAUGUUCAUGCCUUAUUUAUAUUAACUGUAUAUUCUUGCAAGAAAAAUUGGAACCGCACUGCAGUACAUAAUAAAAAUAUUCAAAUAUCCACUUAAUCAGUGCAAAAAAAUUGUGACUUUUUAAAGCUGAAGAUAUUUGUAAAAUUGUAAAAAGUGUUAAAUAAAAGAGUUGACUUUUAAAAAGAAUUCCUUCAUUUGUCAAUUUUACUUGAGUAUUUGUAUAUUAAUAUGCUUUGACUUUAUUUCUAUUAAAGGUAAUGCCAGAAAGAAUCCCAAAAAUGGUAUUGUGAACUUGCCUUAAUUUCUCAGUUUGAAGGAAAAAUAGGUUUAAAUGUAUUUGUUUUCUAUUAAUGUAUCAAUGGAUAUAUAUGACAUGAUAUUAUUUUCAGAGAUGGUAAAAGUCAUCUAACUAAAGAACAAAAGUGUGUGAAACCUUUACACUUUAAAUCUCAUUAAACAAAUGUAUGAAAUUGAAUUAGUAUUCUAGUGAUUUUUCUCAUAACCACACUUUGAAUUUUUUUGACAAUCAUUGUCAAAAAAGCUUUGACUUAUGCAAAUGUCCUUUUGUAAAUAUUGUUUAGCUUUUGAUUAAACCAAUUAAGUCCCUUCAUCCAUUUAAAAAUGUUGAUGUCAAUGUUUCACUAACAUUAAGGAAACAAUUUUUAUUAAAUGUCCUAUGUAUUUAC